UAGCAUAUCGGUCGAUGAACUCUCUUAACUAGGUCUUCACGACCUCUUACUAGACGAGUCAAUGACCGUACAUUAAAAUCUCACAAUGCUGAAACGUCUGGUAUUUGAUGCAUUUCACAAUAAUGCAUACACUAUCGCGAUACAUAUAACGUUUAACUUAAGGAUGUUUAAAUAACAGGAAGUAAAAAUAAAAGAGUUUGAUCAUUUAAUCGAAUGUCAGUGAAAAAAAAAAACAGUAGAUGAAAUGGAAUAUUGUCACGAUGAAAAAUAAAGAGGCGAGGUGUGUGUGCUGUACAUCAUAUGUGAAAGCAGUAAAGUAAAAAUCGAUCAGAGAUUUAAGGUUCACAGUGGAGGUGAGAGUUUGUUUAAGGCUAGUCAAAUAUAAGAAAUGUCAAGUAGUCGUCUACUUCCCAUGUCUGCUGAAUCUCCCCUCGAUUUAACAGUGAAACGAACAGAUAUGGAUUCUAAUAGCUCUAACGAUUACCUCCAGCAAUCCUUUACCGCUACCAUAGCAACGCUAAAUAACCCCAUGGUUGACUUUUCUACAUAUCAGCAAAAUAAUUCCGGUGGAUUUUACGAAGCUGAAGAACAUUAUUCACCAAUGUAUAGCGAAAGUGUCACCCCACCCAUGUACACUAUUCCUCAAGGCUCACCUUCGUCCAACCAGAAUCUCAACGUUCCAGCGACUGUACAAACUUCAGCGCCAUCGUCCCCAGUCUAUGACGUCAAUCAGAAACAUUUUGAGCAUAGUUCAAUAUUGCCGAAGAAGCGCAAAAAUUUAUGGCGGCCAUACGAUCGGACGGCUUUGGGUAUCAAUGUUUCCGUUGAAAGAGAAGGUGACAGUGGAUCUGAUUCUGGGUCAAACUCUUCCUCGGACCAAGAGUUUAAAGCUCCGAAAACUCCUAUGGAUCCGAUGAAAAGAAGAAAGCGUAAUAUGCUCCAGUAUGCCGAGGAGCAUUUGGAUGACAACAAGUUAAGCGUUAAACAAUCAAACACAUCAUCUAGUCACAUAAAAUCAACACCAGCGGACGAACUAAAUAAAGUCAUUGUGCCAUCACCAACUAAAAGUACUGACACUUUUGUAUCAUCUCGUAAUGCUAAUGACAAUGCAGAUGUGCGUGAGCAAGUGAUCUCAGGAAUGAAAAAACGCGACAUUUUCGGAUGGUCUCUGAAGUUAUCGAAACCACCCGAAGAAGUAGAUACAAGCGUUUCCAGUAGACCAAAUGUAUGUCAAGAUGGAGAUAAAACAUAUUUCGAGCUACAAACAGUAAAGAAAAAUGGAUUUGAAGGUUCGACACAAAGCAUAAAUGUAGAUGUCCCGGUGAAUCAAGGAAUCUCAAACGGGCCGUCUCCUAAAAAUCAGCAUUCAAAAACAAACAGUGGUAAGAGGAAUACCACAAGUAAAAAACAAACGAAAGAUAUUGAGAAAGAAAAUAAUAAGAAUUCACCAAGCAACCGCGUCUUUAUACAAAGAAAAGACAACGUUGUAGAGAGUUAUGAUGAAACACAAAAUGUUCCCCCAAAAGAGGAAACUAAAAAGAAACUGUCUCUAAUAGAUCUUAUUGAAGAAAUCGAAGCAGACGCUUUGAAACAAGAUAAGGAAGAAGUUGAAAAAACAAAAAGGAGGAACAUGGGUAUAGUGAAGCUGCUAGAGCAGUGUAAUCAUGUUAAGCUACAAGCGUUGGACUACCUGAUGUCGAACGUGAUCAUACAAGAAAGGGGACCAUCGUUCAAAAAUCAAAAUGAGACCGUUCAGAAAAUGUUGAAGGGCGAUAAAAUAGGUUCAGUAAAUAUGCUUGAUGUGGUAGAGCUACAAGUCGAAAUGGGACUAAACUGACAUGCUAUAUGUGUAUCAAGUAUUUGUCAUGUGGUUGAAUAAUAAGUUUAUUGGAGUGUAAGAUAGUAUUAUUAACUUCGGUAAAACAGUGCAGUAUUUUAUUUUGAAAAGUACAUACGUUGUAACUGCUUGUUGUCAACUAUUGUUCAAGAGAGUCUCAACACGCUGAGGUUUGGAGAUGUAUAGUGAUAACGUGACUGAUUUGCGAAAGUAGUCUAAUUCCGAAAACAGUGCGAUAUGUUAUGUAGUUUGUAUCAGAGAAAGUGACUUAUUGUUGGUAAAGUGGUAGGUGAAGGCGACUGAAUUGUUGUGAAGUUUACCUAUGACCUGAACGUGUUGGAUAUAUUGAGUUGAAAUUGUUAGACAAGGCACCUUAAACAGUCCCAAGGUGAAAAAAAGCGGCGGUGUAGAACUUUUGGGCAACAAACUGUAGGCCAUGAACAAUACGAGUUCUAAGUCAAAAAGUUUGGCAUUGAUUACCAAACAGAAAUAACUUAUUUUAUUUAUGUUUUAAAUUGUGUUACUCAUGUAUGAAAGUUUAGUUUUUGCAGUGCUUUAUUUAGUCGUAACCCCUGCUAACGGUUCAAAUGAAUCAAGAAUAUAAUUUAUAGUUCAUAUAAUUCAUCAUUAAAUCGAAUUAAUAUUGGUGAUUUGCAGGGAUCAAUGCGCGCGUCUCACUGGUAACUACUGAAUUUUAUCACUUUUUAAAUUAUAUUUAUAUUGCGUACACCAGAUUAGGUAAUUUAACAACAUAUAAUCAUUUUACACUCGUGAAAAUUCGACAUAAUUUGGUUCCUUCCGUUUAAACUGUUUACUUACUUAAUAUGACCGGAGGGACAUAUUUUUUGUAAAUUACCUACAGUCAAAAAUGUAAAUAUAGUCUCGAGCGUAAAACUUCCUUCUAAGUACAAGUGCUCCAUUAAUCUAGUAUAAAUGCACGUACUGGCAUUAUACGUUUAGAAACUUACCAUGAAUUUUAACAUAAGAUAUAAAAACGUCUCAAGAACACUUAAAGUAUAAUAUAUUAACAUUUUUAACCGAAAUUUGUUAGACAUUGUUAAACAAAUAUGACAAUGCCUUCAAUAUAUGAGAAGGCUAAAUUGACCUUACAUGAUAUAUAUUGUUUAUUAUUAAGAUAAAAUACAUUUUGCUGCGCUCUGCAAUAAUCGUUACGUUUUGUGAAUUCUAUUAAUUUUAUAUAUGUUGUUAUUCUAUAAAUAGUUGUGUAUCAGUACUUGAAAGAAGAGUGUAUGUGCGUCUGUGUGAACACUUUAAUACUUUGUAUACAUGUAUAUAUAUGUGAGCGUGAGAUAGUAAAUGAAAGAUGAUAAUUGUACGUAAACUAGUAAGAUAUGUAAAUGUACUUAAACUGGUAAGAGGUGUAAAUGUACGUAGACGGGUAAGAAAUUUAAAUGUACUUAAACUGGUAAGAAAUGUAAAAGUACUUAAACUGGUAAGAAAUGAUAUAUGUACCUAGAUUUAGAUUGGAAAUAAAUAAUAAAUGUAAUUAAAUGGUAAGAAAUUAUGAAUGUACAUGUACUAAAAUUGGUAAAAAAUUAUAAAGGUACUUAGAUCUAGAUUAGUAAAUGAUAACUUGAUGUACUUAAUUAGUAAGAAAUUAUGAAUGUGUUAAAUUGGCAAGAAACAAUAAAUGUGUUCCAUUUUCCAUAAAUACAUGUAAUCAAAUGAGCCGCGUCACGACAAAACCAACGUAAUGCGUUUGCGAACAGCAUGGAUCCAGACCAGCCUGCGCAUCCGUGCAGUCUGAUUAGGAUCCAUGCUGUUCGCUUACAAACCCUAUAACAAGUAGAGAAACUGAUAGCGAAUAGCAUGGAUCCUGAUCAGACUGUGCGGAUGUGCAGGCUGGUCUGGAUCCAUUUUGGUCGCAAAGGCAUUACGUUGGUUUUGUCGUGACGCGACUCCAAUCAUUAAAAUGUUAUUUUGAACACACAGCAUGUAUUUAUUCUUUUUUUAUGAAAAAUUGACUUUUUCAUUUUCAUUUUCAUACUGCAUAUUUCUAUUUUCUUAUUUUUUCUAUAUAACAAAAUUUUGAAUUUUUUCUGUACUGUUGAGUUUUUAAGAGCAUUACAGUAACUUUGUUAGCUACAUGUUAUUAUUCUUUUUUUAUUGAAGGGCACAAUUUAUCUCUAUAACAGAGACCAUUAUUGAGCCGCGCCAUGACAAAACCAACAUAAUGGGUUUGCGACCAGCAUGGA
Messenger RNA from Ruditapes philippinarum (Manila clam), 4053 nucleotides. RefSeq lists its product as uncharacterized. The record is from RefSeq and is a predicted model, not a curated record. The transcript is spliced from 3 exons. The coding region runs from base 389 to 1837 and encodes 482 amino acids. Lineage: Eukaryota; Metazoa; Mollusca; Bivalvia; Venerida; Veneridae.